Messenger RNA from Lolium perenne, 522 nucleotides. RefSeq lists its product as uncharacterized. The record is from RefSeq and is a predicted model, not a curated record. Lineage: Eukaryota; Viridiplantae; Streptophyta; Magnoliopsida; Poales; Poaceae.
AUGGGAUUGUCAGUCGAUAUGUUAAAAGAAUCUGACACUGGCUUCCACGACAUCAUCCCAACCCGACCCGCUUAUCCCCUUGGUAAAAUUUCAUUGAACGUUGUCUUCGGCACAGCCGACAACUUCAGGAAGGAGAAACUCGAGUUUGAGGUGGUAGAUUGGGAAUCACAGUUCCAUGCCAUCCUUGGCAGGCCAGCGUUUGCCAAGUUCAUGGAAGUCCCUCAUUACGCAUAUUUGAAGCUGAAGAUGCCAGGCAAUAACGAGACAGAAAUAACUGUUCACGGAAGUUUUUCUCAUUAUGAUAACUGCGAUAGAGAUUUCCAGAAGAUCGCUUCCAAGUUCGGAGUCAGGGAAGAACUUAAUGCACUUGACGUAGUCACCGAUCAUACACAGCCACCUGCCGACAAUCGGAACACAAAGUCCGAUGAGUUUGACGUUGCCAAGGAAGCAAAGAAGCAUCAAGUGCACCCGUCUGACCCGAAGAAGACAGUCAAUACAUCGGCAGAUCUUACAGCUGCAUAG